AGCCAAGAGACAUUCCACAUGAGGAGUGGAUGCAGUGGAGCCUAAUCUUGGAUUUGAAAAAUGAGACCUUGUUGGCGAAGUGCUUACCAUCCCUUCCACAUCCCUCUCCCAACUGAACAAUAACAUGCCCUUCAAAAUAUAUUCUUCUGGUGUCGAAAAGAGAGAUUGGCCAACUGCCACCAGGACCCACCUGCCUCCCUAAUCCACAUGCUCUCAACCUCCACCCAUCCCUUGCCUCACCUAUUAAACUUCAUAGAUAAGCAAAGAACUACGAAGAGAGAGAGAGAGCAUUCGACUACUCUUGUUCAAUUUCUUUGCUUUUCAAGUGACACUAGUAGCACUAGUGCAGCUUUUCCUAGUGCUAGUGCUACAUGGCCAUGGAGGUAGAAGAUGAUGCUUUCUUUGCAGACCUAAGCAAGCAGAUAGCUCUACUAAUUAUGGAUGACGACGAUCAAGAAUUCCCGGUGCAGUGUCCCUCGCUUCCAGUUCAGGGGCUCCAUUAUAUGCCCCAAACCAUUAUCCCACAUCCAAUAGGGUAUGAGGUGGCCUACAGAAGGGAGAGCAAGGGGACUGGAGUCUUCAUUCCCCGGUCGACGCUCCCUACAAGGAAGAACAAGUCUGGGAGAUCUACUCCAAUUAACACCAACUCCCACAAGCAGCCUGACAAACCUGGAGUUGCAGUUUCCAGUGUCACCAGCAACAAAAAUAUCAUAUACUCCAGUUAUUGCAGUAACUCUGCAGUGCUUAAGAGGCAUAAGUAGGAGCUGGAGAGAUCCUUAGCUCAUACUAACCUUAAUCUGGUCUUGGUUUGUUGACAAUGUCAGGGUCUUCUAUGGUUUCUACAUAAAUGCAAUAAGAAACCUCUUCCAUUUGCUGGAGAAAUUGAGAAGAGGGCUUAAAAUAAGCUUCCACCAUCUUCUGUAAAUUGUACAGCUACACUUAUGAAGGGAAAUGUAACAGGGAGUGGGACGGGUACUCAUUGAAUGUAUUCCUAGCUUAUUGAAUGCAUUCUCCACCCUCUUCUGUAUGGUGAUCACUAGAUGAUUUGGAUUGAUGUACUGGUGGGUUUGACAUGUGUUCUCUUGGAGGUAAAUUGAACAGACAAUCUAGCAGUCAGUUUGAGCAU
Elaeis guineensis (African oil palm) is the source of this 1126-nucleotide messenger RNA. RefSeq lists its product as uncharacterized. Lineage: Eukaryota; Viridiplantae; Streptophyta; Magnoliopsida; Arecales; Arecaceae. The record is from RefSeq and is a predicted model, not a curated record.